Messenger RNA from Aaosphaeria arxii CBS 175.79, 870 nucleotides. RefSeq lists its product as uncharacterized. Lineage: Eukaryota; Fungi; Ascomycota; Dothideomycetes; Pleosporales. The record is from RefSeq and is a predicted model, not a curated record. Bases 274 to 639 code for a protein of 121 amino acids. The transcript has 2 exons.
CAAGCCCUGAUUGGAUUGGUCGACUUUUUCUUGAACCCUGAACUGAAACACCAACAAACUUAGGGUUAGAGUACGAUACAGGCACUCAUCUCAACUCUACUCAGUACUCGACUCAACAAUAUUUCAAGAUCAAGUCUUCUUUCGCUACUGCCCUUCCUUCUUUGAUUGAUUCCUUUGCCACGGCGUCACUCGUCUGUCGUUCACACACACUCGCCCUCAUACCUGUCAGCAGGCGUCAAUUUCCACAUCCAUCACUCCACCACACCCCUCAACAUGGGCCUCCUAUCAAUUCUACCAGAAAGCUUCAGCGCCCUCGAAACCUGGAUCACCCGCCUAUUUUUGCUCCUCGGUAUCAUCUGCAUCGGCCCUUGGGCUGCCCUCCUUGUCUACGAUGUCAUUCUUUAUACCGGUCGCUCUGUUACCCACGAGAUACCAUUAAUAGGCGGCCGCGCCCGGGGCAAAGCUCGUCCACGCGCUCCCAGCCUUACAGAGCGCCCGAGCGGUCACCGUCGACGAUUUAGCCUUGCCCGCCGUCCACAACCGAACGCAGAAUCAACAGGUGGUGACAGGUCGGAUAAGUCGGAUCCACGUUUGCGAAACACCAAAGACGGAUUGAAGGAAGAAAUCGCAAGCUCAUGAGAUUUUGACGCACCCAUGGCACAUCUUAGUGGUUCUCUGUCCUGCUCAUGAUGCAAUCAUAGCCAUGGUCAUAACUCUAUGCUUGCUGGCUUUCCCUGGCGUUAUCGAGACGAGGAACACUAUCGUGGGCACACGUAGCUUCCCAUAUGCCGUGUCUCAAUCGUUGAAACCUCUGCCUCCAAGUCACAUGGGAUUGUUUCCCGUAGAAAUUCGGGAUCCAUUUCAGGAAUC